Messenger RNA from Lodderomyces beijingensis, 1079 nucleotides. The record is from the annotation of a GenBank genome assembly. Lineage: Eukaryota; Fungi; Ascomycota; Pichiomycetes; Serinales; Debaryomycetaceae.
AUGACCAUACCAUUCGUUAGUAUCAUCAGGUCCGGAUCAUAUAUCUACCCCUUCCAAGUAUGUUUCAAAAAAAAAACAACACCAACCAAACCACACAGACUACUACCACUACUACACCGCCAUCAUAAAUUUAUAUACUAAUCGCAACAGCUUUAUAGGGGUUUUUAUAUUUUUGGAAACACCCCAAGAUAUGGCCGCUCUACCUCACCGUUUUGAUUCCACAAUUGAUGAUCACCAUGACGAUAUAUCUGCUCAUGUUCAUUUUUAUUUACCCUGCUCAGCUCGUGGUGUACAUGCUACUAACGGGGCCCUUGGGGAUGGUGUUUGCCUGGUACUCCAUCUACUGGACCUCGAGCACCAUUGCUUGCUUCUUGGUCACCGUCACCUUGCUUCCGUACAUCCAAAAAGUCGCCUACGACGCCGUGUUGAGUAGGGAGCGUUAUGACAUCUAUGUGAGAAUUUCCAAGGCCAGAAGGAUAGAAAACCGCCAGUUGCCCAUCGUUCGAAGAAUGACAAAGUAUUUGGGGCGAUUGCCCGGUUUGUCGAUAUUCCCCUUCACGGUGCCAAAAUUGCUAGUGCUAUUUUUCGUGGGCAUGAUCCCCGUUAUCGGUCCCUUCGUUGUGAUCUUUUUCAGAGCCAGUUCCAAGGGGUUGCGGGCCCACGACCGGUACUACAAAAUGCGAGGACUCUCGACGCAGGAGAUCAAUGCUAGCUAUAAACAAAACAAACCGGUCUAUAUGGCCUUUGGACUAGCGGCAUUGCUACUAGAAAUGAUUCCAGUCUUCAACAUCUUCUUUAUGUUUACAAACAACAUCGGUGCCGCGUUAUGGGCCGUCGAUUUGGAUAAGAACGAAGAAGAAUAUGCAGAGAGGAACUACUUGGUCCCGCAGCAGAAGAAACAAGCAACAAAGCUUGCCCAGUUGGUUCCAAACGAGCCCAAUACCGUGGUGAGUACAGGUAAUAGCUCAAUGCACACGGGAACUCGCCUUCGUGAGCCAGAAGCCUCGGUAGUCAAUACCCAUCGAUUGGACGCAGGGUUAGAAGUCCACGGCGGACAAGAUGACGAAUCCGAUUUCUAA